Molecule: messenger RNA, 5223 nt
Organism: Plasmodium inui San Antonio 1
Lineage: Eukaryota; Apicomplexa; Aconoidasida; Haemosporida; Plasmodiidae
Product: serine/threonine protein kinase
Exons: 1
Coding region: 1-5223 (1740 amino acids)
Biological process (GO): mitotic DNA damage checkpoint signaling; protein phosphorylation
Cellular component (GO): nucleus; cytoplasm
Molecular function (GO): protein serine/threonine kinase activity; ATP binding
Source: RefSeq, a predicted model, not a curated record
AUGGAUAAGUAUGAAGCGGUGAAAAACCUCAGAAUUAUUUCCGCCAGUAUUGACGAACACAAGACAUGCGCAGGCAGGCAUAUGGACCACGGAAGGAGUACGAAGGAAGAAAUUAAAAAAAAAAACAUGAAAAACAAAUAUUUGCAGUUAUUAAAGCAUACGACGAAUACACGUAACUGUGGUGAGGCUCUCUGCAAUAGGAAUUGUCGCCAUUUGGACCACUCGUCCUCGAAGGAGGAGGAAGAGGAGUUGAAGAAGAAGUUGAAUCGAAGCCCCUGCAAUGACUGCGUGAGUAAGUCAUCUAUGAGGUUAAAACAUGGGGACACCUGUGAUGGUGUUGGCAAAUUAGAUGAGACAGGAACUAGCGCUGAGUUACUAAGAUAUUGUAAUUACCCAGUUGAGAAUACAAAUCGAUUGACUGGGAAUUUUAUUGCCAACAGGAAAGUAUGCGCCCAAGAGAAUGCCCCUCCCCCAGGUGGAAACACAAAAGGGAAGGAAAAAACAAACCUCAUUAGCUUCUACAAGUACAAAAAUUUGAUUAAUAAGAAUGACCAACAAGGAAGCGUGGACGUUACGGCAGGAGGUCUUAUUGGGUUACCAGCAGAUGAUGAACAGUACACAAUUAAGUGCAGCCUAAAUUCGCUAAUCUGGAAGAGGCUGCUAAAGAAAGGGUGCGGGCCGUCACAGGAAAACAGAAGCGCUUCGUCCACUAGCAAAAUAUGCCAGGUUGCCUCGAGUGAAGAUGCAGAAUCGUGUAAAUUGUAUAGGGGGGAGGAGGCUCAACGAAAGAGCAGUAACUACGCCGUUAAAAAUGGCGCAAGAGGAGGGAAAGGCAGCGGAGCCAAUGAGGGAGGAGUCAAAUCGAGGCAGCCUCCCCCCGCCGACGUGUCGAGGAGAGACCCUGCGGAGAGUGCCCUCAUAAAUUGUUUCCUGAAAGAGCGUCUUGGCAACAGAGUCGUGAGUAGCCGCUUGGGCAGAGGCAGGGGCAGGGGCAGAAAUCAGGAGGGCGACUCGAAUGGGAGCCAAUCAGGUGGCACGACUGGAAGUCUAGCAGGUCGAACCAAUGGAAGUCUAUCAGGUCGAACGGAUGGAAACCAAACAUAUGGCAUGAAGAGCCAUCGCGACGGAGGCGUUAAUACGCGAGGUAUAAAAGGGAAAGUAUCUUCGGAGGAAACAUCCCCCAGUUAUUGCCUCGGAGAAGCAACCAUUAACGUUGACCCCCCGCAGGCGGAUAGGAACCUCGGCAGGCUAUUCAAAUGUUCCAUUAAAACUUCCAGCAAUGGUUCGUGCAAUUCAGGUGACAGUGCGGCCCCUUCAAGUGAUGGCCUUGUGAAGAGGAAUUGUGUCUUCUCUCCCCGUGAAGCAGUCACGAACGAUCCGAGAAGUGAAGAAAGUCUGAACUGCAGAUUCUGUGUGCGUAACAAAGACACACGUGUGGGGAACGAUUCGAUCAGUUAUGGAGAGCAUGCGGCUGUUUUAAGGAGCAAAGGGAGGAAUAACAUCGGAACGGAAAAGAAUGUUUCAAACGAAUUGAACACUGAAGGUGCAGUAAGAGGGAGAGAAAGUGAUGAACUAAAAGACACACACACAGGUAGCACCGCUGUUCAGAAGUACCCCUUGCAGGCGAAGGGUACCUCUUCCUGUGAAAGGAAUGAACAUAUUUUACACGUGGAAGGAAAAAUGAUACGUGGAAAUGUCAACGCGUCGAAAAAGGCCCAUAGCGACUCGAUGCUUCCCUCCUGCAAAAAAGUGACGACAAGGGAAUUCCGAAGUAGGGGGAAAAACGCCAGUGCAGGUAUAGUCGGUCAGUGUAUAAGGCGAACUGAGGAGAUGGUGAAGUCACGUAGGAGGCAGAAGAGUAGAGGCCCAAAAGGGGAGAGUGGUGAACCGUUGGGGCAAUCAUAUAACAACACCAGCUGCUUCUACAGGUGGAGUCAAAAAAGCGGGAGAGAACAAGGAAGAGAAAAAAAUAAAAAAAUUGGUACAGAUACCUUUUACAAUAAGUUAAAAUUAAUGAGAAUAAGCAAGAAGAAAUCCAUUUUCUGCUACAGUGAGUUUGUGGAGCCGUCUACUCCAUCCGACAGGGAAUCGAAGAAGGGGGGAGUUCCAAGUCAUUGUCGCGAUAAUAUUUCUCGUAGUGGUGACGGUAACGUGGGAGCACAGUCUUCCCCACUUGACGACAUCCCUAGUGAUGGAGUCAACCCAGGAAGGACCCUCCAACGGCAAGCAAAGGGAAAGACCUGUCUCUCGUUGGCUUGCCGCAAAACCAACCGGGGGUCAUCAUCCGUACCUACUCUUGAAAAGGAAGAUUUCAAUUUUUCCACCUUAAAAAAAUGUAGAAGUUUAGAUAAGGGGGUAGCAUGCGUUCGGGCUACCUCUAGUUCUGGUCUGCGCUGUAGGUCGAGGUGCAAUAGGGGAAGGGACAAGCGGUGCCUCAGCAGGAGGGGAAAUAUUAUCACCAAGGUUAUGGAGACAGGCGGCGAAAAAGGGUUUGUGAGGAAGGUUCAACGGAGGCAGAUGGAGGGGGGGAAGCAGAUACACGAGGACGAGAAGAAGAAGGAGCAGACAAAGGAGCAGACAAAGGAGCAGACAAAGGAGCAGACAAAGGAGCAGACGAAGAAGCAGAAGGAGAAGAAAAAGGACAAAAACGAAGCGUCCAGCACAUGCGGCAGAGUUUCCCCUCGUGGGGAAAAAACUGAGGGGCAUUUUACUCCACCUCCCUCGUGGACGGAGCGUGGUGAAAGCAGCCACACAAAUGGGAGCUCCAACGAUCGUUUUUGUACUACCUUGUUCAGCUAUCAUCGGUGUGGGGUAAUUGAAGACGGGUCGCUCCAGUUAGCGGCAGAGAAAGAGUUGGAAAAAAUCAGACAAAGUAGAUUCAGCGAAAGGAUUUCUGGAGGGAAGGACCAGAUGCGUUCCUCCCCAGUCGGUGAUCCACAUUGGGGGUGCAGCGGGAGGGAUACUCGUGUAACUCGUGCGGAAGAACCCCCCCGUGGUGGUAGGAAGAAGGCUCUGUGUAAGGGGCAUUUGUCGAACGCAAUCACAGCGGGCCGAAGGGGUAGGGCCUUUUUUUGCAGUGAGAGGGAGCCGAAUCGGGAGCGACUGAAAGUGAGGAAGGACAGGAAAAGGAGGACGGGUGCGGCGGCGAAUAAGGGGCACAAACACGUGGUGAAUAGGAAGUGCAGGGAGAAUAGAAGUCGCUCAAGAUACAACGCGACGAGGGAUUCUGUCAAGAGGAGGGAACAAGGCCAAUUGGGGAACGAGGAGCAAAUACCAUUCUUCUCUCUAUUCGAGGACGAGGAAGACGAAGGGAUCAACCAAACUAGAGGGAAGAAGAAAACAAAACUGCGCUCCAAAAACGGGGAGGGGGCAAGCCUGGAAAGGCGCCAAAAAAGUUACUUAUCAUCCCGUGGCAGUUCAGUGGAGCAAAAUUGCCUCCAAGGGAGCUCCAUCGAGUACUUGACCCCUGUGUACCGGCGUGAAGAGGUCGAGGAGGAUAACGGCGAAAAGAGGAAACCGAUCCGAAUGAAGGAAGGAAGCAAUCAAGACGGAAGAGCCAAGCCCCAAGAGGAGGAUACUCCCAAUUGGACGACGACCCCAUGGGAACUGAGUUCCUCCGUGUUCAUGUACCCCAAGUGUACGUACUAUAAUAAGCUUUACUGCAUCGUGGGGCUGAUAUACUGUGGAGAAAAGUCCCAAGUGUAUAAAUGUGUCAAUGUGCUUAACAAGAAGACCUAUGCGAUGAAGGUGAUUGUGAGAGAAGAGAGUGAUGAUUAUGACAUGAGGAAGUUCUUCCAGAAGUAUUCCUUUUUGAAACAAAAUAGACACAGGAAUGUCAUUCCUAUAUAUGACGUUUUUGAUGAAGAUAAUUACUACUUCAUCGUAAUGGAGUAUUGUGAGGGGUGCACUCUGCUGGAUUAUUUCAUGUCCCUGGUUCCUGGCUCGCUGGAGAUUCACGACAUUAAGUGCAUCAUGAAGAACCUUCUGCUGGGGUUAGACUUCCUGCACGCGAACAACAUCAUCCAUAGGGACAUAAAGCUGGAAAAUAUUAUGUUUAAGAGGAAGCGGAAGAGAGACUACGAGGGUGAGGAAUUUGGCUCGUGCGCACUUCGAUCUGUGCAGGGGAGCAGCAUGGGGGGGAGAGGCGACAUUGGCGUUGGAAGUUCAGAUCGUGUAGAUCGUGUUGGCGGGGGUGUCCCCGUUAAUCGCACUGAUCAGCUGAAUCGCGUCGCCCGGGUUGGUUCCAUCCCAGGGGGAGCCAAUUCCGAGGGCGCCUUGGACAGAAGAUCAUCCCCCUGCGAGGCAACCCCGGGUGGAGCCACCUCCGGGGAGUCCCUUCCCAGUGAUCUCCCCUCCAGUGGGGCGUACUCAAACGGGGCGUACUCAAAUGGCGCUUGCUCCCAUGGGAUAUUCUCCUCCGGGGGGACCUACUCCAAUGGGAUCUUCUCCAAUGGGUGCUUCUCCAAUGAGAUCCCCUCAUCCACCGUGCUGUCCGCCCACUCGAAGCUUUCCGGCUCGUCGGACAGCUCGAGACAGUCCUCUAUAACGGUAAACUCUUUUCAUUCCCAUUGCUUCGAUAGGGAAGACUACUUCACAGUGAAAAGGGGUCAACACAACUUAGAUCGAAUGAGCCACGAAGGGAACUACAUGCAGGGCGUCCCUGCUCUCCUUAUGAAGACGUACAAGUCACGAAGAAAGGGACAGAAAAAUAUAUCCCUGUUGAGGUUGCAAAAGAACGGAGGAACCAGAUGCUCAACAUUUAAGGAUCUUACAAAAAAUUAUAUUACAAAGAAGAGGAGAAGAAAGGAGGUAAACAACUCCUAUAGCGAUCUGUGCUUAAUCGAUAUGGACAUGAUGGAGAAAGUCAUGUCAAGCAAGUUUAGUCCCGACGGAAGAUCCGAAGUGAUAUGUGGAACAGCCCCGUACAUGUCUCCUGAAUCUCUGGAUGGGAUCAUAUCCACAGCUAACGACGUAUGGGCCUGUGGUGUCAUUUUGUAUGCUCUCAUGGACGGUCGUUUUCCGUUUCAGAUAAGUAAUGAUAUGCCUGUUCCGCUGAAGAAGAAGAUUCUAAUUCACACCAAGCCCAACUUCGACCCGUUCGUUUGGCAAGACCACCCCGAUGUGCUGGACUUGUGCCUGAAGCUGUUGGACCCGAAUCCGUCCACGAGGAUACAGAACGCGAGGGAGGCGCUCAUCCAUUACUGCUUCGCCGACAUGGUGUAG